AUGACGGCGAUACCACCAUCGUCGUUAAGCGGAAACUAUGUAAAUAUUAAUGCCGCCAUGUUGCCUAUGAUGGAGGCAUGCAACUCAGGGGCUGCUAAACUGGUGUCGCCCCAGAAGACUUCAUGUCAUACCCAUGGGCGGGGUGAGUUUCUGCCCAAUCGCAACGAACUUCACGUGGACUGCCUCACACUACCGCAACUGUAUCGUAUUGCGUACCUUCCUUAUAUGCAAAAGCAGCAACAAAAGUUGGCAUGCGGCUCUUCACUCCCACCAACCCCACCGGACUUUGAUGAUGAGGAUCCAGUUAGUCCGGAGGAAGCUCGGCGAUACUUGGAGGACCUUGCCAAUAUGUAUCGCAGUCCACUUGAGGAUCCUACCCCAUACCAGCUCUAUGAGAGCUUAGUCACGAGCUUCUUUGAGAGCCAUGAACCAGUAAUGAAACCCAGCAAGGAUGGUAGUAACAAGGACAAUUCACUCAACUAUCAACUUUCUCUGUCGAGCUUGUACGAUGAAGCUGCGUCUUCGGUUGCGCCGCUUCCACUCUUUCAUGCCAUUACUUCUGGAACAAUGGUGAUGGUCCACACCAUAUCCGCAUGGUUACUAGACAUCAGGAAUCUGACAACUCCUGAUUGUGCGAUGGCAACUGUCAAGAAGAACCGACUUGCAGUACGCCUCGUGAAUCAUUCUGUUGUGUCGGCAGCUCUUGACACCUUAAAAGAGAUUGUCAAGAAGGACGACUAUUCCCAAGGGAAGGAGGAGGCUCUCUACGGCUUUUUUGGGUUUGUCGUCCUCCUCCGAGGCGAAAUGAAGGAGAUACUGGAGUACGUCGAGGUUCUUGAGGAGUGUUGCGCUGGUCCUGCAUCGAGCGUAGUGCCUGUGACGGUGCCGCAUUACGAGGAGCUACUACGUGUUUUUUCUCCCUCAUUAUCUGUGAAGAGUGCAUUGAUGUCCCCUGUUGACGGACGCCAUGGCCAAGAGAUUGAAUUAUCUAUUGCGGUGCCAGAGAGGAGUGGCAUUCGCACAUUCUGUGUCUCGCCAUGCGGUCAAUUUAUAGCUGUUGCCACGUUGUUUGAUAUAAUGUUACUGAAAGUCGACGGUGGAAGGUUAGUUGCACGGUCACAAAAUGCCGAAUUGGUGGAGACACUUUGGUUUAUGCAGUUCUCAUCUACCUUUUCAUCUCUCAUACUCACAACGCGGGCUGGCCGUCGCCACGUGGUACUAAAUGCCUCGCUGGAGUACGUGGACGAGAGCGAAACGGAUCGCCCGGCAAUCCCGACAUAUGUAGCUGAUGACAAACUGGAGUUUCUAUUUGCCCCCAAACUACCUAGUGGUAGGAGCAGCUCACUUUUUCUCUUGGAAAAAAGUAAAAUCGUGUUGGAUGUGCUGGAAAACGGUGCUUCUUCUGAAGUAGACUUCCUUGUCAUAUGCAGUCACGUGCACAGCGACUUCUCCGGGGUUCUCGUUGAAAUAAGAGCACACGAGAUGAUUUUCACCGUAAGUUUGGCGGAUGGGGUUAUAAGGAUGGCCCAGGGAACAUGCACUUGCUUCGGUGCGAUUCCCAGCGACGUUCCUUGGCACUUUGUGAGCUGCAAGUGGGAGAGGGGGUUAUGGGCCUUGUGCGUGGAUGACACUUCGGUGGAGCUGCAUGGUGUACGUGCAGCAAGCCUCGCGGUAGUCAAAAUCGCCACCGUCACUGUGCUUGACGGUGUAGGACACGUAUCUUCGCUCGCGGUGUGGGGUGGUGACGAGUGCUGCCAGCACUCAAUCAACAGGUUUUCAACCACGCGAGCAGUGGAAUCGACCGCUGGAAUGCUGUUUUGCUUUCCCCUUGAUGAAGGUGAGGGGAUAUGGGUGAAGGAGCUAGUCACCGCACGAGGGUUCACGUUGCUGGAAGAGAACUUUAUAUGGGACAGUGUCGUUUGCUGUCCUUGUUCACCCACAGAACCGUAUGAGCACGAUAUUUUUCUGCCCCAAGAACAAUUUCUGAGUGCUAGAGUUAUUGUGAGCGACUACCAGUCCCUCCUCGUCUUCCCCUCAUCAUGCAGAGGCGGCGACGAGGUCGUAGCUCAGGUCCUGAAAGGUUGCAACACCAUUACCCGUGUGUACCGUUGCUCUGCGAGCCACGCGGAGACGCGCUACUUCCUUUCGCGCGAUGAGUCUUCGCUCUAUACCUUCAAGCGGCGGCUCUCCACAUUUUCGAUGACACCAAUCUCCACUGCCGCAAGGCGAGAGCACCAGUUAAACGUAAGUUGCAUUGCUCUAACUGGUGCGCAUAGGGGUUCCGUAGCAUGGGUUUGCAACGAAAUUCUUAAAAGGGUUUACAUCAACGGGGUGGGUAUUAUUCGAAUCCCUGAGGAAAUAAAUGCUGCUCGAUCAGGCGACCUUCAAUACAUUGUCACCAGACUACGCAACGCCACGCCAACGACAAAGAGCGUAAAGCUACUCGCUCUUGCGACGAUGGGAACCGUAUAUUUGGAGCGGUUUGCCGUUGAAGGAGCAAAAUCACCCCUUUCAUCUGUUGUUAUUUCUCUGCAAUGCUGUUGCAAAAAAGUGAUGGGAUGGCUUCCUAAGAACUUGAUUCAGGAUGUGGCUUCAUCUCUCUUCAACGCAGACGGAGGCCCGUUGCUGACGGUUUCGGACCGAGUCGGCGUUUUGCUUAACGCUGAUGACAUUCAAUCGGCUGAUGUACUUUACACCUGUAUGCAAAAGGAUUCCCUUUUAUUUGUUCUUUCUUCUGUGGUUAAUGAUGCUCCCUCACAAAUAAUAUCGAUGACUGCUUCCCUUCUCCGGCGAUGUGAAUUGGAAAGACAUGAUGUACCGUGUGGUCGCAAAGUCACUCAUCUCAUGUGGUGGUUUUCAAUAAUUUCAGUGCAGCUACUGCACAGCCACGGGCAAGGUAAAAUCGUUUCGCAGCUCUUGGAGCUCUACGUGAGGCACGCGGGGAAGCUCCUCCAAAGCCGUGGGUGGCGUGACAGCCUACAAGAAACCGAGGUUCACACGGGUCUCUUUCCUCUGCUGAUCAGUGUGUCUGUGCUGUGCCCUGCAGCGGUUACUCCAGAUAUCGAGAAGACUCUGCUGGCUUUGGUGGAGUCGGCCCCAGUUGUGGGUGGGGCAGAUGUGAAUACUGUCAGAUUUGAGGCGCGGCAGGAAUAUGAUGUGGUACCCAGAUCGGAUGACGCACCGUUUGUGCUCGCACUGGACUACAAGAGGGCAAAGUCCGUGGUAAUCUCCUGGUGGGCGUCCACAUCUGAUGUGCAUGUCGUUGCAACUGAUACCAGUGUCGCGGACCCAAUAUCGUUUGUGUUAAGCAAUGAAUACCCCUUCUUUGAAAUUUCCGGACUGCCUUUGGUGUUUUUCGGAACGGGUGAAGCCUCAUUUACUAUCGCUAGCAACUACGAUUUACCCGUGGGCUGCAGUUGGGGAGCCAUAUUCCGUGAGUGUGUCUUCAAUCUCUUCACAGCGGUCGCAAAGCACUUGGUGGUUUUUCCUAGGCCACGUGCAUUUCCUCUCGCGCCGCUGUUCCAUCACGGGCUCAACAGCGAAGCUCUAUCAAAGCAUCAGUUGUAUGUUCCUGGCCGAAAAGGGGGUUUGGGUAUCGCGUCGGAUAUCCUUGGCGCUAGGGGUGCUGGAAAAACACUAUCAGAUAAGGUCUGGCAAAGUGUGCAAGGUAAGGUCAACCUGUCGAUGCGGCCUGUUGUUUCGGCACUUCUGGCGCUUCUUAUACAUUGCGGCAUGGAACCACAUGAAGCAGAGGCAGAGUUAGAGUCGCGCGGGUUCUCCUUGGAAUGGGGGAAUCUGCUUCAGGGAGUUGAGAAGGACGCAACACGUCGGUCGAUUGUGGAUUUUGCCGACUGGGCAGUUCGCUGUAUUGCGUGCCAAAGCGACGUGUUGCCACUUCAAGCAAGGUUUGUGCCGUAUCCGCCACAGGAACGAGAAGGCGAGGCUGCGGUACCGCCGUGCGACGAGGUUGCUCAUAGUGACAGCAUGACACCAGAUCAAAAAGAACCAGAGGAGAUGAAGGGCGCCCGGAAGCUUCUGAGCCAGUUACGCGAUUUCGUUGAGCAGGGCGGUACGCAUGACGAACUUGAAGACAUUUUGGUGGAGCAAACGGUUGCCGCAUUAAACGUUGCUCGGGGGUUUCAUAUACUUUCUACGCUACUAUCACAGCCGGCGGUAGAAUAUGAGCCGCGCACAGUCCGAAAGAUCCUUGACGUUGUCUUUUCCGUAUAUGAAGGAGCCAAAGGGAAGCAUAUUCUAGAAAAUUUCACUGGCUCUGGAGUGGAUUUGGAGUCUCGUGUGCGUGUGGCAUUCUAUGACGUGUUGAGGAAGUGCCGAUGCAUUCUCAUCAACAGUCUCCCUGUGUACAUGUCUUCAGAAGUCGCAACAACGACGCUGGCCCUUCAAGGGUCCUUGACCAUUCAGCUACUGAGCAUCAUGUGUCACCCGUGGGACCCCACGGACUGCGAAUUGUUUAGUAGAGCAUCAGCGCCUGAGGUGCUUAACAUUCUCAUUCGCCUCGCGGAGUCGAUACACAUGCCAGUUUGUAGGCUACCAGCGACAUGGCGAGCGCAGACGCGAUGGAAGCGUAACUCUACUGCCAGUUUGAGGAGCUGCCACCCGGUAUUAGGCGGGGUGUUAGCCCCGGCUGAUCAAGUGUACGACAGGCGUCUUGCUUCAAACGGAUUCUCUGUUGUCAUACCUAACCUUAGUGUUUCUUUGUGUGAUAGGGGCGUGCUGGUCGAGAAAGCUGCCGGCUCGCCCCCACUCGUACUGCGAGCGGAUGAGGCGUGGAGCAUCCCACCUCUCACUCCCCAUUUAACCGAUGUCCCACCGGUGCUGUACUACGAGGUGGAACUUUCAACUUCGUGCUGCAGUUUCAUGGUCUGCAUCAGCAACUGUCACAGUUGUGUGGACCGACCUGAUGAAUCCGUGUAUUUCUACAAGGAUUCUGGCUUGACACACAUUAUUAAGCUUCCACCCUUCGGUUAUGGCGACACGGUCGGCUGCGGUAUUGUCCGAUUCACCCGUCGUGUUUUCUUUACUCUCAACGGUACCUUUAUGUCUUUUGCCGGUGGUAUCAAGGGUGGAGAGGAUUCCCUCUAUCCAACCAUUCGUAUGGGCGACAAGAAGCGUGUGGGGUUUACCGUUAACUUUGGGCUUCGACCAUUCCGUUAUGACCUAAACCGACUUUGGGCCUCUCCCGGUUUCGCUGACGUCCCAACGCACUACAGCAUCGCCUUCGCUUCGGAGGUUGCUCUACACUACAUCACCACUCACUCUUCUACGUUGCAAUGCAACUUUAAUCCAUGCAUGACGCCGUUUUGGGUUCAAUGCUGUGACGCUGUUUGUCGGCACCUGGGUAAUGUAAUGUCUUUCGUGACACAGGAUGGUGCCAAGAUACGAGACAGUUCUGGGUCUUACUUUGCUGCUGACGGCCUUCCUCCAUUUGCGGAGUGGUCAGUUCUUCGGCAUAUUGCUACUUUACGUUUCGUUGUGCGGAUCGUGAGGGUCCGUCCCCUUCCGGAAGCACUGGAGGAAAUGCUGUUAAGCACAGUACGCGUUCUGAUGUCACCAUCCUUGCAUUCAGUUCAGCUCGCAACCGUUGGACUGUUGGCGGAGCUUGUUCCCCAUAUCAGCCAUGUCCACGAUACUGGUGUCGUGCAUCAACUUGUAAAUAUGCUCUUCGUGCAUGCAAAUGCUCGAGACCGUAAGCGCAAACAUAUUCCCCUCUCUUUGCGCUGGUUGAAGUGCGAUACUCGAUGUGUCACGAUUGCGCAUGCACAGCUGGCACAGAUGCGCUCGGGCGCGCAGCGGAGCGUUGUGCUGGGAAAUGUUCUGCCGAGGGUCGGCGACACCUCGUUUACCGUACGUAUUUGCCGGAGAGGAUAUCCACUUGGUAGUUCACUGAAAGGGGGGUACUAUGUUGGUGUUGCUGCUGCGCAUCUCCCGUUUCCGAUUUCCACGAGCACCGCACAAGGAUGGAAAUCUUUAAACCCGCCUCUUGUAUGGGCCCUCCACGAUAUGUCACCGCAGCUGCAGCACGCAACGAACCCGCACGUGGCGCCCAAUACUUUUCAGCGGUCCUUUGGGAGUGUGGAGUCGAUUCGUGUGCGUGUCCGGCGGGAGAAACGGGAACUGGAAUUUUACCGCGAGAAUGCUUUCGUCCAGACACUCUUCGUCAAUGUUCCAUCGGAUAUCGAUUUGGUUCCCUUCGUGCAGCUUUACAACGACGAUGCCUCCGCGUUUAUUGGGUCAGGCGAGAUGAUGUCACCUAUAUCCCCCGUCACUCUUCUCAGGGCUGCAGCCACCGAUGUGCUGCGGAGUAUGAUAACGCUGAAGCCCUUUGAGCAAUGCGUUGUUGAUGCCGUAUGCGGUGAGCUCAAUGAUUGCGUCACUCCUUUUGUCACGUUGGCAUUGUUUGGGGGUGUGGCAGAUCCGCGUCUCUUCGAGAUUUGUGGGCACGAUGGUGAGGUGGCGGUUGUGUCGUGCCGCCGGCUUAUGAGCCAUUUUGCCAGCGUUUCUUGUGAAGGUGUCACGUUCUGCGAGCACCUCGGCAAUCUUCGUCCACACAAUAGCCGUUUCAUGCACACCGCGCUGCGUUGGGAGCAGCCUGGUCACUCACUAGGGGGAUUGCGUCAAUGUGUUAACGCCCUGGUUGGUGCUCUCAGGCGCCUUGUUACACCAUUGGUUACGACACAGGCGCUUUCUUUAACCGAAGUGCGGCAGCGGGAGCGCAUCCUUGAGGAGGAGAAAGAGCUAUGGAAUCGGUCGCUUUUCAGUGUCCGCGCGAUGCAUUUCUAUCGUAUUCAACGACUUGUACGAGAUACUACUUUACUAGAGCCGUCACGUAUUCCUUGCGGUCAUACUUUUUCGUCGGCCCUAUCUAAUCCUUGCUUCCGUUUCCCGCCGUACUUCUGCGGUAGUUUGGCGACAGUUUUGAACGACACGAAGGGUUCGUCAGCCCCCUUCAUUGCAAUCGCAGAGCCGUCAGUCCCACUUAAAGGUCAGUUCAGCUUGCGCUUUCAACUUCUCCGAGGAAAGGUAGGACAAAUAUUGGGUGGAGGAUAUUACGUUGGUGUUUGCAACGCUUCCUUUGGUUGGAGACGGCGUGACCUCACAUUGGGAAGCCCGGAGGCGUGGGCGCUGCACGAUAUGGAUGUUGCACCGUGGCGUUUACCUCACCUCUGCACCAAUGCAAAAUUUCGUACUAUAGCGGAGCCUAACUGCAUCAUUGUCAGCGGUGAUAUCGUUCGUCUUGAUGUUAACCGGGACGAAGGGACCAUUCAUGCGUACCGCAAAGGUGUGAAUCAGGAGGAAACUCCUUUGGGAUUGAUCUACGACGAGGUCCCUGCGGGCGAGGAGUUAUUCCCUUUCGUUCAUCUCUACAAUACAGACGCUGUGGCCGUUAUUUUACCUUCACGGAACAAUGAGGAGGUAGCGCGCACAACCACGCAGCUGCCACAUUUUUCGCUGUCUCUGGCAAAAUUCAAGAAAAGAUGUGACUCCUGCCCUGUGAUGAAGCUGACAACUGACAUGAAUCAGUUGAAAUGGUACAAGUGCAAUGAAUGCGUCGACUAUCAACUUUGCAGGUCCUGCUUUAUGCUCUGCGCCCACUCGCACCAUCCUUUUACCGAGAUGGGAUCCAACUUGCUGGUAAGCAACAAUACCCCUCCAAGCAAACUAGAUGUGGGAAUGAGUGUAGCCAUUCCUGCUGUAUGCGCCUUUUACCUUAAAAGUGAGGGAUGCUGUGUCGAUGAAAGACGGAUGCAUUGCGUUGCGGUUUCGUCUGGAAUCAACGCUCUGACAGUAUGGGGGAUUGCGUAUAAGCAUCGGGCGGUUUUCACCGUCACGAUUAAUACAACCGAUGGAGAGCCGCUGGACCCCGUUGUACCUACGUUCAUUGGUAUUGGUGAGGCCUCGGAAGUACUCGGUGUCUCCCCAGUGUCGCUUCGAGGGAAGUUGGUUUCGGGGACACCAGGAAUUGUGGCUCUCUGCAACGACUCGACGCUGAAUCAGGCAGUAAGAUUUUCUGCUCGUUCUGUAGGGGGCUUCCAAAACAGUUCGACAAUCACUGUUGAAGCAGAUUUCCAGUGUGGUGAAGUGGUGAUAGCACGUGAUUGGUCGACGCUUGGGUCUUGCGAUAUUGCCUCACUUGAUGUGAGCUCAUCAAAGCCUAACCUUGUAGGGUUCGUACUCUUCGGACAGAAGGACAUUACAGCCUCCGUCUUGCCAGAAUGUGGUGGAACAAUUCAAGGAGUUGUGGAUGACGUUACUGAUGGCGUUGUGAGUGUGUCGUGUAGCGGUGGGGUAAAGUUGCUUAGGCCAGAGCACUGCCGCGUCCCGCUUGUACCAUGUACAGACUCCCCAAUGGUGGGUGUGCUUGUAUAUACCUUUGAUAACGGAGAGCUUCUUCAGGGCAGGGUUGUGGCUGUUGAUCGUGAUGAAGCGGUUUUGUAUGUUCCGGCAGGGGGUGCAGUUCGGCAUGUCCCUUUUUCACAGCUGUUGGUUGAUCCGUAUGGUGUGGUAUCUGAGGAACGGGAGCUUAACUGCAACCUGGAAAAGUGUGGCCCAACAGUGGCAGAGGGCUUUGCGAUAUCCCGAUUUUUGCUGAUUCUAAAGGGGUUGUGCGACAACAAGGACCUUUCCUCCGUUGUUCUCCCACACCGUACGGCACUUGUGGAUAUUCUGAGACACUUGGCAGCAGUGGAAAUAAGCAACGAUGUUCAGGCGAAAUUCUUUUCUGACCUACAGGAUGCUGUGAUGGCCACAGAAAGUUGCACAUACCUGGCUGAGUUGGGCGAUAAGCGCCUCGAUGGUUUUGUACCUUCAUCUCUGUGUAAUUCAUGGUUUUGCGCAGUGAAGUACAACAUGUUGGUUUGUGCAAUUGGUGGAGUGCACAGAGGGGAAAUCUUUCGCGUCGUUAAACAGAAUACUGCAGAUGUAUUUGAGGGCGUGAAGAUUCACGCACCGCAUUCAAGAGUUUCACUCAGUACGCUGGAUUGCAUUCCAGUGAAACAAUGUGCCGGGAAUGUGUGGUGGACAUCAAGCAGUGGAUUGCCUUGCAGCCUUUUUGAGCAUGGGCUGCGGGUGACGUGUCUCAACAAUCCCAUGAAGAGAAUGACAAUAGAAGGUGUGUGGGAAGGAGAAAUUAGCGCUGCUGGUGGAGUCCGCGGCACAAUUUCUUUGCAGUUGAAGGCAAACUGCAUGGGCGAAGCUUACGUUAACCUUCCUACCGGUACUAUGAAAUACACCGCGUUGGGAAAGUUUAGGCGCAGCAGCCGAUCUUUAUUCCUUCUACUGUUUACUGCUCCUCUUCAAACUGUUUAUUGUGUCACUCGCCUUCUAAUGAGAGGGUGUCACUCCUCAUUUGAGGAAGUUGCGGAAGAAGUCGGGUCCGUCCUUGCAAGUGGAAAGCGUUCCGUUGGAAUUGUAAUUGCGGAGGGUACCGUAGACGCCAGUGGUCUGAGGGUUUCGGGGCAGUGGAAGCCAAGAGAAGGAAGUGCUAGUGCAUUUGUGUUGCGUUCCUUCCGCUGCGACACGGUGCGAAUACCUCCAUUGUCUGACUUGGCUCACGUUGAACCUCUUCCUGGUUUGAGGGACCCCACUGAACCCCCGACAAAUACGCUAGCGGGGGUGGAAAAGUCGUAUAAACGCGGUGUUGGGUCGGCGCUACACCGGCUUGUGGUGCUGCUUUCCCGUCACAUCUAUCUUUCCUUUCUCGGCGCUGGUGGGGACGACGUUCAAGCAGUGGUGCUUUACCACUCCAGUCCUAUGGCGGAGAAACUGUUUGCUACUUGUGCAGAUGGAGCGCUGUUGCAAAGGUUUUUGUGUGGAGCGUUGCGGACCAUUUCAGAACCCUCAACAAAGCCAUGGGAUUGUGUCACUUUAUCGCAUCUCGUCACUAAAUAUGUUUUACUGCGCCCUGAAAUCGUGGUACCUUUCCCAUCGCUUCUUUGGGAUUCGUUUCACGCCAUCGUGUCGGCAACACAUCGCUGCUGCCGAAGGUACCGGCAACACCUUCUGGGAUGCAUUAUCAGCCUUGUUAGGUGCUACGGCGAGGGACACGAUGGCGUUCUUCUUCAGUUGUUAUCCAUGCUGGUGAGGUGGGUUGACCAAUAUGCCUUGGACGGCUCGGAUUACUCGGAGAUUCCGGAGGAUGUUGCCGCGGGAGUGGAGCUUGUGAUGUUUCUCCCGGAGUCACUCCUCGCUAGCACUGUCCGCCAUAUUCCUUUGGCACCACUGCGGUGCCUACUGGAUUUGGCCCAGGCGUUUCGUGAGGGGUGCCAGCUGCCAAAGGCUGUAGACAUUAGCGAUGAGCACGAUGGCAUGCUUCAUGCGGCGGUUGUUGAGGCGGUCUGUUUAUUCGGGGAGUUUGAAGGUGGCUCUCUCGUUGUGGGAAAGGUCGUGAGCCGAUGCGCUGUGGCCUCUCGGGGAAAGUACUAUUAUGAAGUUACAUUGCCAGAGAAACUCUCGGUGCCAUUUGUCGUCGGUUGGGGGGCGAAACAACACAGUCAUAUUCCUGACCAACCCAUUGGAAGUGACGCAUACAGUUUUGGAUUUACGGGGAAUGAACUCUUGUGCCAUGACAGAAAGGAAGAGUACAAACCAGAAAAGGAAGUGUCGCCAAAGUGUACGAUUGGUUGCCUUCUGGACAAUGACAAGGGGGUGGUGGCAUGGUCCGUUGACGGAAUUCGUGGACCGUUUGUACCUAUCCCUGUUGGACGCGGAGAUGGGCCAUUAUAUGCCUUCGUGUCUGCUGGCACGAACGACGGCAUGCGGAUCUCUUUGAAUGUCAAUGAGUUUCAUUACCUACCCGGUGACUACUCGGACUUGGCUGGGCGUUUUGCCUGCGUCAGGGUACGAGGUUGGGGUGAUGCCGCUUCCCAAGGAAAAAGCGUCCUGCCGUACAUGCCCAUUUCGUUCUAUGAACAACUGGCAUCAUAUCUCUCAGAUUUGGAGGAGGCCAAGCCAUCAAGGGUAACUGAGAUUAGUGCGAGCGGUGUCUCUCCGUUCCACUGCGAGCCUGGUGUGCAUGAAAGGGGGCCUCUCCUGCGCUACCCGAUGAUCAUGGCGCUUACUGACACGGAAAGGAUGCUUCACACAAAGGUUAUUCGUGUUGCUGAGAGCUGCAUGGCAACCGCUCGUCGUUUCAUUAACUUGGACGAUGACGUUGUCGUUGGGUGUUUGCCUGAGGCCUUUCUUAUGCUGAAAUGUAUUGUUCGGCGCCCGUUCACGAGGCGGUAUUUAGUGGCCAUUCCACAGGUGGAGAUAAAUGACAUGCCCCAGGGCAUAACAGUGCACGUAACAGAGCUGUACUGCGAUCUCCCACGAACGGCCGAGGCGGUUCUCCACUGCUCCAUACUGUCUCAAAUAUAUAAACAGAUUGGCUCAUUCAAGCCCAGGAUGUUUAGGCAGCACCCACUCUUCAAAGUGCAGCUGCACAUCACUCACAGUGGACACUCACCUCAAGAUCUUGGAGGCCCGUAUAGACAGUUGUGGACUUUCCUUAGUGAGGAGAUCAUGACCCAUCCAGACAUGUGUUAUCCGAACACCUCCUUCAACCGGAGUCCACUUUUCCACUACCCGGAACAUUCUCAAAGGGUCGGGUUAGUACCCAACAGCUCCGCCAACUCAGCACACAGCCUUGCACUUUUCAAUUUACUCGGAAAAAUAAUGGCUCACUGCAUUGUAGCCAAAUCACCAGUUUCCUUGGAUUUUUCACCCUUUCUGUGGAAGUAUAUGGUCGGAGAUGUACUUAUGGUGAGGGAUUAUUAUCUUUACGUCGAUAAUGCGGCGGAGAAGAUCGUGGGGGAUGGAGAUUUUCUCCUCAGCACAGCGGCCGAGGAAAUCAUACCAAACUUUUCCAAGGGCCUUUCCGCUGCUUUUAGCAACGCAACAAUGACCGGAGAAUCCCAAGUGGCUCACUACCGUCGGGUCGCGGAGAGUUGUCUGCUUCACUCACUAGACGCUCAGUUAAGCGCUAUUCGCACAGGCCUUUGGGCAGUUUUACCGAGGCGAGUCGUUCGCUGUGUUUCGUGGAGGGAGCUGGAGCGAAUGGUGUGCGGUGAGCCCGACAUAACGCCUGAAGUGAUGAGGCAGUGGCUCGAAGUACAACUUCCGCCGCGCAGCAAAAGAAUUUUUUGGCGCGUCAUGGACGAUUUUAGUCCUUGUCAGCGCUCCUCUUUCCUUUGUUUUGGCUGCGGUCAAAAGCGGCCUCCCCUCGCUGCUAAAAUCAGAGUUCUACAAGGAACGGAGAGCAUUGAUCAUCUACCACGGGCUCAAUCGUGCACAUCACUUGUGACAAUUCCUCCGUAUGAUACGUACAAGCUAUUUAAAGAAAAGCUCAUGAUAGCAAUUAACCAUGCAAUGGAAAUGGAACUUGCGUGA
Molecule: messenger RNA, 12387 nt
Organism: Trypanosoma brucei brucei TREU927
Lineage: Eukaryota; Euglenozoa; Kinetoplastea; Trypanosomatida; Trypanosomatidae
Exons: 1
Coding region: 1-12387 (4128 amino acids)
Cellular component (GO): cytoplasm
Molecular function (GO): ubiquitin-protein transferase activity; protein binding
Source: RefSeq, a predicted model, not a curated record